AUGAAAAUCAUUGAAUUAUUAUACAAUUCUAAUUUAAGUAUUGAUGAACAUGUUAUAAAAAAUUAUUCCAUAAAUGACAAAACAAAAGAUGACUAUAUCAAUAAUUGUGUAUAUGCUAACAUAGAGGAGGAGCAAGUAAAGGAAACACAAAAUGAAUACCAUUUAAAAAAUACAAUAAAUGAACAACCAGAAAAACUAGUUUGUUAUCAAACUAACAAAAUGGAUAUGGAAAAUAAUGUUACAAUAUUAUCCGAUAUAUAUCAUAAAUCAAACAAUUGUGAAAAAGAAAACAUAUCUAUAAAUAAUACAGCUGAUGAUAUAUAUGAAAAAAUAAAAAAUAUAAAAACAAAACAAUCUCUUGAAUGUUAUGAGUCCUAUUACUCAAGUCAUAUUUUAGGAAUAGGGGGGAAAGGAAAAAAUAAAAAUAUGAGCAACGAUUCCAAACUAAAUGACAAUAAUAAAUCUGAUCAAGUUGAAAGUUAUAAAAAAGAUGAUUCAAGCUCGUCACUAAAUAAUAUGGAUCACCAAAAUAAUGAAAGUGAUGGUGAUGAAAAUGAUGGGAGCAAAAAUAGUGGUGAAACAACCAUAGAUAAUAUAAAAUUUCAAAUUAAAAAAGAAAUAUAUAAAAAAUUAAAGAUUGCUUUUAAUACUAAUAUGCAAUUUAAUAUAAGUGAAGAAUAUUAUAUAAAAUUUAUGAAAAAAAAAAAGUUUCGAAAAUAUGUUUUAAAUACGUCUAAAUUUAUUGUAAUAUUAGGAAAGUAUUUACGUCUAUCAUUUUCUACUAUUUCAAUGGCAUUAUAUUAUAUGCAUAAAUAUAAUAAAAAAAAAUUAACAAAAAAAGAUAAACCUAUAAAUUACAUUAUUGCUGGGUCAUGUAUAUUUUUAGCAUGGAAAUUAAGAGAAGAUUUUGAACAAUGUAAAAAGUCACAAAAAUUAUAUGACAUACCUAAAGGAAUUUUUAAAUUACUUAAUUAUUUUUAUAAAAAAAAAAUUAUCAAAAAAAAAAUUAAACAAAUUCAACCUGAUUUAAUGUAUAACCAUCAAAAUUGUUAUGACAUAAAAGAUGAUGAUACUUUUGAUACACUUAUAGAAAUGGCUAAAAAAAAAAAUGAAAUAUUAACGUGUGCAGAUGAGCACGAUCAAAAUGUUAAUGUUUCAGAAGAUAUUACACAAAAUAAAAAAAAAAGAAAAAUCGACAUACAAAAUGAAGAUAUAAAAACGAUUGACAAACAGUCAUAUCAAGAGGAAGACAAAGAAAAAAAACACUAUAUGAAUUUGUAUAAUCAAUUGAUAGAUCUUAAUAAUAUUAUUACAGAUAGUGGCUACAUAUCUGAUAUAAAUAAUAUUAGUGAUGUUAGCGACCUUUUCAAUUCAUAUCUUUCUGAGUGUAAUAGUGACAAUUUGUCAGAGUAUAACUUUUCUACGGAAAAAGAAAACGACAAUAAUCUUGAUCAAUCAAAUAAAAACGGUGAUGAUGAUAUUGAUAAAAAUGCUUAUAUACAAAAAUUUAAAAAAUUAUGUAAAAAAAAAAAAAAAAAUAUAAAUAUUUCUUCCUCUAAAUGGGUAUUAAACAAUUCAGGACAAAAAUUACAGCUUCUUCAAAAAGCCAUAAUAUAUUAUGAAGGGGAAGUAUUAAAAAGUUUUAAUUAUUUUAUAAAACCUAAAAUAUUAUCUUUUGAACUUAUUUCAUUUUAUAUAACAAAUUUUGUAUCAAUAAUGUCUGAUUAUAUAAAACCUAAUCAAGUUUCCUAUUUACAAAAAUUAUCAUCUUUAAUUAUUUUGGAUUUUUAUAAAACGCCACUUUGUUUAAUAUUUCCUCCAAAAGAAAUAUUAAUUGUUUGUAUAAUAAAGGGGUAUAUUUCCUUAAAGUUAAUAAAUUCGGAAUUGGAUUUAGAUUAUGUAUCUCUUGAAAAUUUUGAAAAUAAAAUAAAGGAGUACAUCCUAUCCGUUAGUGGGGAUAUCCCAAUCGACAUUAACCGGAUAAAAAUGGCUUUGAAGGAAAUUAGGCACCCAUACCAUUAA
Messenger RNA from Plasmodium vinckei vinckei, 2022 nucleotides. Its product is annotated as conserved Plasmodium protein, unknown function. The transcript is spliced from 3 exons. NCBI's taxonomy places the organism in Eukaryota, Apicomplexa, Aconoidasida, Haemosporida, Plasmodiidae. The record is from RefSeq and is a predicted model, not a curated record. Bases 1 to 2022 code for a protein of 673 amino acids.